UCAUAAACGGAACGAGUAUUUCUUACGGGGAGAACACGAAUAUUAUUAGGCGGCGAGGGAUGCAUUGCAUGUUAUUUUACCUUUUCCAUACCGAAAAGAGAAAUAAGCAAAAACUCAAAUUUCGGUCCAACUCUGUCUAUUAUUGAAUGGAAUAUCAUCUCCUGCAUCACCCAGCAAAAUACUUUCUCCAAGGCUGCGAUAUGGGGCCACUUCAAAAGUUAAAAUCCAAAACGCCCACCAUGUGUUGUAUAUAUAUAGAGGGAGAGAUAAGAGAUUGAUUAACUACAACUCAUAAGUUGAUAACCUUAUCUCUGAGUAAUAAAUUAUGGCUGAAAACUCACUUUUCGAAACCAAGAAAGUCAAGGGCGGUUCCGUCUACAAGCUCUUUGCUACUUCCAUAUUCGUGGGAAUCAUUCUGAUUUGGGUUUACAGAGCAACUCACGUCAUCGAAAAUGGGAGGCUUGUUUGGAUGGGAAUGCUUGCAGCAGAAUUAUGGUUCGGGUUUUACUGGAUCCUCACUCAGUCCCAUCGCUGGAAUCGCGUUCAUCGCCGCACCUUCAAAGACAGGCUCUCGCAGAGGUACGAGAAUGAUUUGGGUGGCGUAGACAUUUUUGUGUGCACAGCUGAUCCGAAAAUAGAGCCGCCGAUGCUGGUGAUUAACACUGUUUUAUCAGUGAUGGCUUACGAUUACCCGCCGGAGAAACUAGCUGUGUAUCUCUCCGACGAUGCUGCCUCCGAUCUCACAUUUUAUGCUCUCUUGGAAGCAUCCACUUUUGCUAAGCAUUGGUUGCCGUAUUGCAAGAAAUUCAAAGUCGAACCGCGGUCGCCACAACCCUAUUUCAGCUCAGAGUCUGCCCACUUGGAACCUCAUCAGGCUCAACGUUUUGCUUCACUCAAGAAACUGUAUGAAGAAAUGGAGAACAGGAUUGAGCUAGCAAAGAAACUUGGGACGGUCGCCAAAUCUGCACUUAUAGAUCACAGAGGAUUCUCUAGUUGGGAUUCUUAUAGGUCGCAAACGGAUCAUGAUGCCAUGCUGCAUAUACUAAUUGAUAGGGAUGGAGAAGCAACGGAUAUUGAAGGGUGUAGAUUGCCAACUUUGGUGUAUUUGGCUCGGGAGAAGCGCCCCCACCAUUUUCACAAUUUUAAAGCAGGAGCUAUGAAUGCUUUGAUAAGGGUGUCCUCAGAGAUCAGCAAUGGACCUAUAAUUCUAAAUGUUGAUUGUGACAUGUACUCUAAUAAUUCACAAUCAAUUCGAGAUGCACUGUGCUUCUUUUUGGACGAAGAGAAGGGCCACGAGAUUGCGUAUGUACAAUUUCCCCAGAAAUUCCAUAACCUUACUAGGAAUGAACUCUAUGGAGGCUCCUUGAGAAUUAUUUUUGAGGUUGAAUUUCUUGGUUUGGAUGGUUGUGGUGGACCUAUGUACGUUGGAACCGGCUGCUUCCACAGAAGGGACAUUCUUUGUGGAAGACAAUUGAGCGAGGCUUCCAUGUUCGAGUUUAAGGGAAGGACCAAUUCCAGAAGUGGAGAGAGUGAUGCUGAACUGGAAGAAAGAGCAAAGGCAUUAGCAAGCUGCACAUAUGAGCUCAACACUCAAUGGGGCCACGAGAUGGGCUUGAAGUAUGGCUGCCUGGUUGAGGAUGUGAUCACCGGGCUGUCAAUUCAGUGUCGAGGGUGGAAAUCCGUUUACUUCAACCCUGAGAGAGAGGCUUUCUUGGGUUUAGCGGUAACAACACUUGAUCAAACACUAGGACAGCAUAAGAGAUGGUCAGAAGGAGACCUGCAGAUUUUGCUGUCGAAAUACAGCCCCAUAACGUAUGGAAUUGGAAGGAUAAACGCCGGCCUAAUAAUGGGAUAUUGCACCUAUUGCCUCUGGCCAGUUAAUUGCUUUGCAACGUUAUACUACUCUAUCAUACCCUCUCUCUAUCUACUCAAGGGAGUCUCCUUGUUUCCACAGGUCUCAAGCGUGUGGUUUCUUCCAUUUGCCUACGUGAUGAUUGCUAAGCACGUAUAUAGCUUUCUCGAGUAUCUCUGGUCUGGAGGGACUGCCCUAGGGUGGUGGAACGAGCAGAGAAUGUGGCUCUACAAAAGAACAAGCUCAUAUCUGUUUGCAGUGACGGACACCAUGUUGAAGCUGUUGGGAAUUUCUGAUUCAGGAUUUGUGAUCUCAGCCAAAGUGUCUGAUGCAGAUGUGUUGGAGAGAUACGAACAAGAGAAGAUAGAGUUUGGAGGCACUCCCACGUUCACCAUACUGUCAGCAGUAGCAAUGCUCAAUCUGUUGUGCUUGGUUGGUACGGUGAUCAGAGUGAUCCGGGCAGGCGAAGUCGAGUCCUUCCAUCAGACCUUGGCUUUGCAGAUUAUUUUGUGUGGAGUUCUGGUUUUAAUCAAUUUGCCACUGUACAAUGCUGCUUUUGUUCGAGCUGAUAAGGGGAGGCUGGCUAGCGUUGUCACGCUUAGAAGUACAUUGGUGGCUCUGUCUUUGUGUAGCUUGUAUUCGUUGCUGUAGAAAUAUUCAAUCGAAUAUGCUUGGGAAUGGACACAUUAAUUGUUAGCCAGAAA
Salvia miltiorrhiza (redroot sage) is the source of this 2556-nucleotide messenger RNA. RefSeq names its product cellulose synthase-like protein E1. Gene Ontology annotation, molecular function: mannan synthase activity; cellulose synthase (UDP-forming) activity. The record is from RefSeq and is a predicted model, not a curated record. The transcript has 8 exons. The coding region runs from base 326 to 2503 and encodes 725 amino acids. Gene Ontology annotation, biological process: plant-type primary cell wall biogenesis; cellulose biosynthetic process. Lineage: Eukaryota; Viridiplantae; Streptophyta; Magnoliopsida; Lamiales; Lamiaceae. Gene Ontology annotation, cellular component: plasma membrane; trans-Golgi network.